Emericellopsis atlantica is the source of this 1817-nucleotide messenger RNA. RefSeq lists its product as uncharacterized. The coding region runs from base 375 to 1376 and encodes 333 amino acids. The transcript has a single exon. Gene Ontology annotation, cellular component: mitochondrial large ribosomal subunit. Gene Ontology annotation, molecular function: structural constituent of ribosome. Gene Ontology annotation, biological process: translation. Lineage: Eukaryota; Fungi; Ascomycota; Sordariomycetes; Hypocreales; Bionectriaceae. The record is from RefSeq and is a predicted model, not a curated record.
GAUGAAUUCAGAACUGCAAAAUGCUUUUGCAGUCUACAAGUGUUGUGGCAGGGGCGCGCAAGUUCGUUGUUCGCGUAACUUAGUAGUGCUCGUCCGGAUGGUCCAGUCGAAGGAUGUUUAGCUGCAAGGCAGUAAGGUCGCGCGUAAUCAGCUCCAGUAGCUUCCAGCCUACGAACGUCGGGUGUCAUCAUGCACCUAGGUAGACUAGGCCUAAUAUGGCAGCGGUCCCUGGUUGAUCCGGACCCACGUUAAGUUUUGCGAGAUUCAAGGGCUCCCAUAAGGUAGCUAGUAACCGCGUCUGUGAGGCCGUAACAAGACAACCAGGUAAAUAAGUUCCUUGUAGACGCUGCUGUCUGUCGCUGAUUGCAUAUAGAAUGGUGUGCGGACUUUCACAAGCUGCGCGGCCAUGCGUGCAGCAUUGGGCGCGCGAGGCUCCUUCCAUCCGCAGCUGGUGUGCAAGAUCAGCAUUUACGACAGCGUCAAGAAGCCAAUAUGCGGCGCUGGCUAUACCGCGAGCGGCCGCAACGACUGUCGAAUAUGUCCCUUCAACUAAGCCACCUAGUGCUCGUCCGGUCGAGACGCGGAAGACACAAAUGAUACGCGCCUAUACUUCGAUGCUGCGAUCCACACCGUUGAUCCUCUUUUUUCAGCACAACAACCUCACGGCAGUGGAAUGGGCGUCCAUUAGAAGGGAAUUGGAUAAGGCUUUGCGAUCCGUGCCACCUUCGAACGGCGAUCUGGAUAUUGCUGAUCAGGUCAAAUUGUCCGUCCUCCGAACGAAUAUGCUCGACGUAGCACUCAAGAUCAUUGAGUUUCACGACGCCGAGGCCGCGUCGGCAUCUGCUUCAACCCCCAGGACUGCCAAAGGGCCCCUUGUUCACGAUCUGUCCGCCGUGGCAUACGACACCAUUAAGAACACUCCUAUUCCGACCUCGUCUGCUUACGCACAGAUCGAGCCUCUGCUCGUGGGUCCUUUAGCGGCGUUGACCAUUCCUGCCGUAUCCCCUCAACAUUUGGCGGCGGCACUUAGUGUGCUAUCGCCUGUCCCCAAAAAGUUCCCUGCCCCCAAGAAGAGCAAAAACCCAGGGUAUCAUGAGCCGACAUGUCAAAGUGCUUUGGCCAAACUAUUCAUGGUCGGUGGUCGUAUAGAGGGUAGGAUCUUUGAUCAAGCUGGGGUCCAGUGGGUUGGGGCCAUAGAUGGAGGGCUCGAUGGUCUGCGAGCUCAGUUGGUGCAUCUUCUCCAGAGCGCUGGUUUGGGUGUUACUACAGCCCUUGAGGGAGGCAGUAAGAGCCUGUGGUUGACCCUGGAGUCACGGAGAGCACAACUGGACGAGGAGAAUGGAGAUAAACCGAACGAAGGCAACCAGGGCUCGUAGAUCGUCGUAUCUAGCCUGGACGAGGGGUUGACUCUUGACACAGGAGCGAAGGCAGGCAUUCAGAGCUCACCGGUGGGGAGAAGAUGUAAUUAUACAACUGUAAGCGUAUGUAUCAGCUAGAAAUAGGACCACGUGGCUCAACAGAACAGACGACACAUGAUGGAUGUGAAAGACGUGUGAUCGGUGACUUUGUCCCUCGAAGUCACCAUUGGUCAACGUUUGAGAAUGAUCCAAGGUUGGAAUCUGGCGGCACGGCUUAACUUAUCUUGGAUAGUUUGUGCGAUUGACACGUAAUUCUGGCGCCAUGGACGCGAAGGAAGGGCUACCUGCAUUACCUAUCUACCUACGGAGUAGCUACUGAUGGAUGACCGGAGUGACACGCACUCGAAUCCACUCUUGUAAGUUGUCGUCGCCGGACGUCGGGAUUUGACCACCCACCCC